Molecule: messenger RNA, 831 nt
Organism: Aspergillus mulundensis
Lineage: Eukaryota; Fungi; Ascomycota; Eurotiomycetes; Eurotiales; Aspergillaceae
Exons: 3
Coding region: 1-831 (276 amino acids)
Molecular function (GO): protein binding
Source: RefSeq, a predicted model, not a curated record
AUGGGCUUCCGCGACUUCAUCACCGGCCUAAUCGAGGAUAAGCUCGAGGGCAGCUCGUCCUCGUCCCAGCCGCAACAACAAUACCAACCCCAACCCGAGAGUUCCGGCUACAACAACUACGCAGCGCCCUCCGGCCCCCCUAGCUCAGCGCCCCAAGUCCCCUACCCCUGGGUCGCACGAUGGGACGAACGCAGCCAGCGCUAUUACUACCUGAAUGAGCAGACUGGGGUGACGAGCUGGGAGGUACCGUCCGCUGCUCCGUCGUACGGAGGUGGUUAUGGUGCUCCGCCGCAGCAGCAGGGAGGGUAUUAUGGCGCUCCUGCUCCCGAGAGGGGGUACUAUGGUGGUGGAGCACCUCAGGCAGGCUACUAUGAGCAGCAGCAGUACGAGCAGCAGCCGCAGAAGGAAGGCCAUGGGGGGAUGAUCGCUGGUGCGGCGGCUGGUGCGGCUCUUGGUAUUGUUGGUGGUGCGAUUGCGAUGCAUGAGGCCGAUGAGCUUGGCGACGACAUCCAGCGCGAAGAAGACAAGAUCGAGCAGAAUGUGGAGGAUUUUCCUGAGGAUGCGGCGCGGUGGACGGGUGAAGCGGUCGGCGAAGUCGAGGAAAUCCCCGACAAGAUCGAAGAUAAAUUCGACGACGCAGUCCAAGACGUCGAGGACUUCCCCGAGAAUGCCGCCGAAUGGACUGGCGAAAAGGUCGGCGAGGUUGAGCAAUUCGGGGAUAAUAUCGAGAACGGUUUCGAUGAUGCCGUUGAUGAUGUCGAGCAGUUUGGAGAUAACAUGGAGAAUGCGUACGAUGAGGGGAAGGAGGAGGCGUAUGAAGAUGAUUAUUGA